Molecule: messenger RNA, 1461 nt
Organism: Sclerotinia borealis F-4128
Lineage: Eukaryota; Fungi; Ascomycota; Leotiomycetes; Helotiales; Sclerotiniaceae
Source: the annotation of a GenBank genome assembly
AUGAGUGACCGAUGGGUAACUUCUGGGCGUGGAGGUCCAUGGGAUAUGAAGUACCGAUAUUAUUCACCAGGUCACCCCGGUCAUCGAGCACCAGGCGAGCCUACUGUGCCGAUCAUUUACACCGGAAAUCCGUCGGAGCCCUAUACUCUAAAGCCGUUGUCCCACAGCUUCGAAGAUAUAUUUGAGAUGAUAAUGCACCAUACGAAGUUGAAGGAUGAUGCUACGACCGAGGGGUGCUGGCGCCAGGCUUACACCCUUCUGUCGGAGUCAUUUCCCCUCAACGAGGACCCCGACGUCGUCUUCAAAGACUUCUUCGAGAUAUUCAACGGAUUCUUCUUCGGGGGAAUGGUCAAGAACUCGGUUGUAGCCGAGUUUGCCGAUGACGAAUGGAAGAAUAUCGUCGAAUUCGAGUUCGUCGUUGACGAGGCUCGAGCAAUAAAGGUUGGUCUGGAAUCUAACUUGGGGAUUACGAGUUACGUUGACAGCAAAUGCUUCCGGACGACAACGAUCUAUAUUAGAGACGUUCGCACCGGAAGCGCUGACGAUGACUAUACCGAAGUUAUGAUUGGAAUGUUGGGAACCUUGGCUCACGAGAUGAUCCACGCGAUGGAACGAAUGUAUAUGAUGUAUACACCAGAUGACGAGGGCGUCGAUAGGGCUGAUCACUGCACUGUCUGGCAAGGAGCUGCAAUUGCUAUUGAAGAAGCAACCAGUGGACUUCCGGAUGGACCUGACUGGUUUGAUCUGAAACUUGACUUGGGCAGAGAGAGUUCGGCACAUGGGUUUCACCCCUGGGAUGUUCUGGGCCCAUCUCCAGUGGUGGAGCUCGCAGAUUUCCUCGUCUUAAUCAUCGCUGUAUCGUCCCUGGAUCCUACCAAACGAUACCACCCCUCGCCUCGUUUUGCCUCGACCGCCCUCACGAUCUCGUCCCUGGGAAGGGAAGGGGAUAAGCUGCACUCUGCCAAAAGACUAGGUUCUGUUCUCAAGGUACACGACGCGCAAGGUUAUCCCAGUCUCGUCCAGACCAUACGAGUCGUCUAUCCUCUAUUUAUUUCGACAAGCCUCACCGUUCUUCCGCUCCCGAGAAGGCCAGAAGACGGUUCUAGGUUUAUUCGACAAUUCCUCACUGUGCUUUAUGCUCCCGAGAAGGCUAAAAGACAGUCCAGGUCUAUUCUAUUCGAUAAGCCCUCACCGUUCUUCCGCCCCCGAGAAGGCCAGGAGACGGUUCCAGGUUUUCGACAAUCCCUCACUGUGCUUCUGCUCCCGAGAAGGCUAGAAGACAGUCCAGGUAUAUUCGACAACAAUCCCUCACCGUUCUUCCGCUCCCGAGAAGGCCAGAAGACGGUUCCAGGUUUAUUCGACAAUUCCCACUGUAGUAUCGCACUCGCGAGAAGUUCCGAUACACAGUCCAUGGAAAUACCUACUAUCAUAAUACUUCUUGUCGCUCUGGCAAAGCUUUGA